Magallana angulata is the source of this 1958-nucleotide messenger RNA. Its product is annotated as outer dense fiber protein 3-like. The record is from RefSeq and is a predicted model, not a curated record. Bases 198 to 950 code for a protein of 250 amino acids. Gene Ontology annotation, cellular component: cytoskeleton. The transcript is spliced from 5 exons. NCBI's taxonomy places the organism in Eukaryota, Metazoa, Mollusca, Bivalvia, Ostreida, Ostreidae.
CCAAGUAUCCAUACCCGCCACAAAUCGAAUCGAUUUGAGCAAAUCUUUGAAAAAAGCCUUAUUUUCUUGCCUUUGCUGACCAGAAGUCUCUUGAGAAUCACACCAAAAAUCGUCUGUUAUUCGUACAACUGAACAAUCAACAAAUCAAGCCAACAUCAUCAAUAAUUUGAGAAUCUUGAAUAUUCAACAAAGUGGAUAUGCCACAACACGUUCCAAAGAAGCCGCUUAUCAUGAUAGCUGCGAGAGAAAGAGGGCCUGGCCCCGGCCGCUAUCGCCUGCCCUCUACCGUAGGCUGUGAGGCCCACGACUGCACCAGACAGGUGCAGCCAGCCUACUCCUUCGGGAGGCUGGAAGGACGAGUCCACUUCAAGGACUGGAGUCCUGGCCCUGCCUACUAUAUUGAUCCUAGGAUCACCCGUACUGGGAUGGAUGGUACCCCUGAGUACUCUUUGCUGGCCAGACAGAAGGAUCUCAACACCUUCAAAGUCCCCUCCCCCGGACUUUACUCUCCAGAGAAAGUCCACCCCCAGGGGGAGCGCCAUGCCCCUCAGUACUCCAUCAGUGCCAGAACCAAGAUGAGGCGCAUUGACCCGAACCCGGCCCCCAAUCAGUACACACUGCCGCCCAUCAUAGGGAGCAAGCAGCCCAACAAGCCGGCCGCCCCCGCCUACGUCAUGACCAAUCGCACUGAGAUUGGUAGUUACUUGGAGGAUCUGUGCAAAACUCCAGGCCCUGGCAAGUACAAUGCUACCCACCCCAAUGUGAACAAGAACAUGGCGCCCCUGUACUCCAUCAGGAGCAGAAGCUAUGCCCCAGGAGACACCACCAAAAAGCCUGGCCCCGGCGCUCACAGCCCGGAGAAGGUGGUCAUCAGUCGCGUCCAGCCCCCCAAGUACUCCCUGGGGAUCCGGCACUCCGAGUUCACCUGCCCACUCAUUGCCGAGGGAUAGAUCCACCCUUCUGUGGUGGCUUGCCUGCAAAACUUGGAAAACGACCAUGGAUUUUUUUUUUAUGUUAAAUAUAUUUUUAAUGUAAGAUUGAAAUUUUGUAUAUGUUUUAAUAUGACUUUUGUAGAAGUUUAACUGAGAAUGUUUUAUUAAAAAUUGUAAAGUUUAUACAUCGCACAUCAUAAUUGAUGUUGUCCAUAGAAGGAUUUUAUAUUUGAAUAAACAUGCAUAGUUUUGACACUUGUUCAUUUUCCCUUCAAAAAAUGACAGCUCUUUGGUAUAUGUCUCAAACCAAGAUAAAAAGAGCACUUGUAACAAUGUACAAUGCAUGUGACUUUGUAAAAAGUACAAUAGCGUUCAGUUUACAAAGUAUGAUCAACCCUAUCUGCAAGGUGAAGACAAACUACUAGUAAAUCUACAAUGACCAAAACUUUGUUAACCAGGGCAUCUUUGACAGAAGACAUCCAACCUAUAUUGGACUUUUAAAAACUUCUGAACUAUUAAUUAAGUUGAAACCAUUAAUCACAUGUAGAUUAUUUCUGUUGGCAAAAUGAUAGCCCAUGUAAUGUGAAGGAUGAUUAACCUGCCUAUUUAGGAUAUGCUACCAGAAUUUCCAUUCUAUGUUGUGACUUUGUCCUUAAACACAACUACUGUAAUGUAUCCAUUUAAAGACAAGCAUAUAAUUAAGAAUACAUACGAAUUUAUCAUUACAGAUUCCAUCAAGCAUUUAUAAUGAGUACAGACAAUGUAAAGACAAAUGAUGAGAUUUUAUGUGCAAUAUUUUUACUGAAAUGACCAUACAAAUGUACAAAAAUAAAUUCCUCUAUUGGAAGGAAUGUUCUAUAACACAUAUGUACAAAUACAUGUGGAUGAUAGUUUAUUUUGAAGACAUCCUAUAGUGUGCUUCUUCAAAUUGUUCUGGUACAUUAAACAUAUUUCGGAUAAGGCAUCAGCAGGAAGUCACUGCAGAAUGCAUUUUUUAACAUAAUAUUAUUUUUCCUAUAGUCCUCA